This is a messenger RNA of Caenorhabditis elegans, 882 nucleotides long. RefSeq names its product Methyltransferase domain-containing protein (gene Y40H7A.3). The coding region runs from base 33 to 857 and encodes 274 amino acids. The record is from RefSeq and is marked reviewed. NCBI's taxonomy places the organism in Eukaryota, Metazoa, Nematoda, Chromadorea, Rhabditida, Rhabditidae. The transcript has 6 exons.
UUAUUAUGGUCAAAAUCAAUUAUAAUAAAAACAUGGUUUUCACAAGAAAACGAAAGGAUUUAAAUACUCAUUUCUUCUGUGCUCUGGUAUUUUUCUGUCAAUGUCUGGUUAUUUUGUAUUUGUAUAAACAUUUGAAACACAAUACAAGAAUUAACUUGGAAUCGGCAACUUUGAAGAAAAUGCGACAAGAAGCUCUAAACCAGGGAGACAAAAUCCGUGAAUCAAUAUUGGAAAUGUCAAAGCAAAAUGAAUCUCACAAAUUUUAUGAAACUCUACGUCCAGAAGCCUUUUGUCCUCUGAAAUUGAAAAUUGGAGGAGAUGGGGAUAGUGGAAAAGUCACUUGUGAUCCGAAAAGGGCGAGGAAUGAUUGCACUAUGAUGUCUCUUGGCCUGAAUGAUCAAAUUCAAUUCGAUGAGGAAAUCCAGUCAAUCACCGAUUAUCGAUGCAAUAUUAUUGGUGCAGAUAUGGCAAGGCAAAAUGCUACAACACAGGAAAAAUAUGCAAAAAUGAAAGGACAACUGUUUGUUGGCAAUGUGCCAGAUACAUUGAAAUUGUAUCGCAUGAUGAUUGACUCUGAAUCAAAAGAGGUGGAAAUUCUAAAAAUCGAUAUUGAAAGUUCAGAACACGCGGCACUUGAACCAUUCUUGAAGAAUUAUUUUGUGUGUCAGAUUCUGAUUGAAAUACACGGACUUCCUGCCAAGCAAUUGGAAAUGUUAAGGAAAAUCUCGAGAUUGGGUUUCCGAAUGUUCAACUUCGAACGUAAUCCCUCGUGUACAAUAUGUUGCGAGUACAGUUUUAUCAACGAAAUGUGUAUGUCAAGAUAUCAAGUUAUUCCAAUGGUUUCUUUGAUUACGUGAAUAAAAUUUUUGAAAGUGAUUUAAA